Molecule: messenger RNA, 3400 nt
Organism: Darwinula stevensoni
Lineage: Eukaryota; Metazoa; Arthropoda; Ostracoda; Podocopida; Darwinulidae
Source: the annotation of a GenBank genome assembly
GGAUGAACUGAUGUCCUCGACCCUAUGGAAAAAAUUAUUUCAAUUAUAGGCUUCCUUCAGGCUUCUUGCGGACUUGCAGACGGUCCUUCCGGGCGCACAUCGGACAUGGCGCGCUCCUUCCAUCAUGGAAUCCUACUGCUGCGCACGUGAACUUUCGCCGCUUCAGUUCCGAGACACCAACCGGUAAAUCAGUGGCCCCCAAACUUUUUUGAGGUAGUGACAUCUUCCACACGGGUGGUUUCGUGGAUCACUUGAUGAAGUGGAUCCUCUGGAAGUGUGCUUUCUCCAUUUCCCUCUACCCCCUGGAUACCAAUUCAAUCGAAAUAUAAUUUGGCUUUGGUAGACUCCAGUGAAAAUGAAGGGAGAAACAGAUGAAGAGAAGAAGAAGGCCCAUCGUCCAAGGAAUGCAGGUAGGAAAGCAGAAAAGAAAAAGAAGAGGCAGGAAGGGGAUUUAAUAGAGAGAGCUCAAGCAGCCAAGCAAAAUCCUAAGGCCUUUGCUGUUAAGUCUGCUGUGAAAGCUGAGAGGCUAUUCAGGAGGACUCAGGAUCUGAUUGUGAAGAAACAGCAUAUCCCAGAAGUGGACAGAACUCCCACUGAACCCCCACCAAUAGUAGUUGCCAUUGUUGGACCUCCAAAAGUAGGCAAAACUACUCUGCUCCGAUGUCUCAUCAAGAACUUCACACGGCAACGAAUGAAUCAAAUUAAUGGCCCUGUCACAGUUGUCAUAGGGAAGAAGAGACGGGUGACUUUCUUGGAGUGCAAUAAUGACAUCAAUUGCAUGAUCGACAUUGCCAAAGUGGCUGACUUGGUGCUGCUCUUGGUUGAUGCAUGGUUUGGCUUUGAGAUGGAAACAUUUGAAUUUCUCAAUAUUUGCCAGGUCCAUGGCUUUCCCCGCAUCAUGGGAGUCCUUACACAUCUGGAUUACUUCAAGAACAACAAGCAACUGAGGAAAACAAAAAAGACCCUAAAACAUAGAUUCUGGACAGAGAUUUACCCAGGAGCAAAGCUGUUCUACCUCAGUGGCAUGGUCCAUUCAGAAUACCAAAAAACAGAAGUGAAGAAUCUUGGUCGCUUCAUUUCAGUCAUGAAAUUCCGGCCUCUCCAAUGGCGAACAAGUCAUCCUUAUGUUGUUGUGGAUCGUGUGGAGGACCUUACCAGCAUGGAAGUGGUCAGGCAGAAUUCCAAAGCAAAUCGUUAUGCUGCUCUUUAUGGCUACGUUCGGGGGAUUCACCUCAAACCUGAUACUUCCUUACACAUUCCUGGAACACGGAAGAAGCGUUCCUUGAACGAGAAGGAACGCAUCAUCUAUGCUCCCAUGAGUGGAGUUGGUGGUCUUCUCUAUGAUAAAGAUGCAGUCUAUGUUGAUGUUAAAGAGUCAACUUCAAUGCAGGAAUCCCAGGUUGUGGGGAAAGAAGGGGAAGCCUCUUCUCCAGAAUGGAGAAAAACCAGUGGGUUGAUGGGACUGGGAAGCCUGAUCUCAGGAGAUUUGACUCCUCUGGACCAACGGCUCCAGGAAAGCCAAGUCCGUCUCUUCUCUUCUGCCGAGCCCAUCAAGGCUGCUGACUUCCAAUGUGAUGUUGAAGUGAUUGAGGAGGGAGAUGGUCGGAAAAGGAGACGUGUUGUCUUCCCAAGUGCCAGUGAAGAGAUUCCUGAAGGAAACGAGAGAGAUGAUGAUGCAUCUGCGUCUGAAGAGGAAAACAAAAAUGACAGUGAUGGUGAGGCAGAGCUGCAAGAGGGUAUAGAGGAUGAUGAAGAAGGAAAUGAAGAGGAAGACAGUGAUGUAGAGGAAGAAGAAGCUGAAGCUGAAGAAGAUGAAGAGGAAGCUGAAGAAGAUGAAGAGGAAGCUGAAGCUGAAGAAGAUGAAGAGGAAGCUGAAGAAGAUGAAGAGGAAGCUGAAGCUAAAGAAGAUGAAGAGGAAGCUGAAGCUAAAGAAGAUGAAGAAGAGGAAGAGGGAGAGAUGGAAGAGUCAUGCCUAAAAUGGAAAGUGAAUUUAAGAGAAAAAGCUGCACAUGCCUUCUAUCAACAGCUUGCAUCCCCUUCAAAUCUCAAAAGACUUGUCUAUGGAUCAGGGGUGAAAGGAAGAGAGUCUGUGGGAGUUGAGACUUCAGAGAGGGAAGACCCAGGAAGCAUGGAAAGUGAGGAUGAGGACAAUCUUGGUGGCCUCUUCAAGAUCACCAAGAAGAAAGCAAUAGGAAAGUUCCAGUCCCCAGAUUCAAAUCCUCAGGACUCAGCUCUCUUCUUUGUGGAUCACCUUCAAGACUGGUCACAGUCCAGUGUGAAGGAGGAGAUUCAGGAUUGCUUUGUGACUGGGAAAUGGGAGAGGGGAAAGGAUGCCCAGACACUUCUUGCAAUGGAUGUGGAUGGAGAUGAUGACCAAGAGGUCUUUGGGGAUUUCGAAGAUCUUGAGACUGGAAAGACAUACCAGGGUGAGAACAAGGAACAUGAAGAGGGGAUAGAGACAGGGGAAGAACAGCGACUUGAGAAGAAGAAAGAGAUGAAGGACAUGUUUGAUGCUGAAUAUGAUGACAAGACCCACUCAUCAGAGUCCUAUUAUGAUGAAUGGAGGAAGCAGUUGGACUACCAGGCUCAGCUGAAUCGGAGUGAGUUUGAAGGCUUAGAUGAGAAUCUGCGAUGUCAAUACGAGGGAUAUCGGCCAGGGAUGUAUGUGAGGGUGGAGCUACGGAAUGUUCCCUCAGAGUUCUUCCUCCACUUCCAUCCCUCAUACCCCAUCAUCCUUGGGGGUCUUCUCCUUGGAGAAGAAAACCUCACCUGUGUACAGGUAUACUUAUUCCCCUCUUUUUCAAGGACAAUCCUAGACCUGGACCGGUCUGUUGAGGUGGUGAAGAAGCUGAAGAUUGUUGGAACUCCUAUGACAAUCCACAAGAAGACUGCCUUUGUUCGUGGGAUGUUCACAACACCUCUAGAGGCAGCCAAGUUUGAGGGGGCAUCAGUGAAGACAGCCUCUGGGAUCAGGGGCUGCAUCAAGAAGGCCCUGACAUCUGGCAAGCAUCCAGGUGUUGUACGCUGCACCUUUGAAGACAGGAUCCUUCUCAGUGAUGUGGUGUUUCUGCGAACAUGGUAUCCCAUCCAGUUGCCAAAAUUGUAUGCCCCAAUGAAGACCCUGCUUCUCCCCAUGUUAGAGCGCAUGCAAUGGCAAGGCAUGAAGACUGUAGGUCAGCUGAAGAGGGAGCAAGGAAUACGUGCACUACCCAAUCCUGAUCAGCUCUAUACGCCAGUGGAGAGGGAGUGGAAGGAAUUCCGCCCUCUGCAGAUCCCCAAAUCCCUGCAGAAGAACUUGCCUUACAAGGACAAGCGGAAGCUCCCCGGCAAGAAGAGGAAAGUGCCUUCAGAUGAGCAACGUCUCACCAUCAUUCCAGAACCUCAUGAACAAAAGGUCUAG